AUGAAGUCGACGUUGGCGACGCAGCUGUCAGAGGGCAGACCGCCAUUCUCGCUGCUGCACGAGAUCCUCUUUCUCAGCUUGAUCGUCUCCACACAAUUGCUGGCUCAGGCUGGCUUGGGUCAGGUCAUCGCACCGCUGCACAUCAUCGGUCCCCAAUUGGGCACGCGCGAUCCCGGUCAGCUGAGUUGGAUGCCGGCUGCCUACUCGCUGACCAUCGGCACGUUCAUAUUGAUAUCAGGUAGGCUUGGCGAUGUCUACGGCCAUCGCAGGCUUCUUGUCGUCGGCUUCACAUGGUACGCCGUCGCCUCGUUGGGAGCAGGUCUGUGCGCCUACGACCGUCAUUCUCCUAUCCCGUUCGAUGUUCUGCGCGCACUGCAAGGUAUUGGUCCAGGUCUGCUGCUUCCGAACGCUCUGGCGAUCCUAGGAAGGACUUACAAACCAGGAUUGAGGAAAGCCCUCGUCUUUGCCAUCUACGGCGGAUCAGCUCCUACCGGCUUCAUUCUGGGCGCCACCUUUUCCAGUCUAGUAGCGCAGCUAGCCUGGUGGCCCUGGGCAUACUGGCUCACCACGAUCGUGUGCGCCGCGUUGGCAAUCGGCUCUCCCUUCAUCGUCCCAGCAGACCACGAUGCCGUGCCGCGCCUCGACUUUGGCGAAACGGCCAAGAGGCUGGAUCUGGUCGGAUCCAGCAUCGGUAUCCUCGGCCUAUGUCUGUUCAACGUGGCCUGGAAUCAGGCACCCCUUGUGGGCUGGCAGACCAGCUACGUCAUUGUGUUUUUGGUCGUCGGCAUAGCCCUCAUCGCGGCUUUCCUCGUCGUAGAGACCAAGGUUGCUCAUCCCAUCCUGCCUUGGAGGACCUUUUCGAGCGAAGCCAGUUUUGUGCUGGCCUGUGUCGGUGCGGGCUGGUCCAGCUUUGGAGUCUGGAUGUAUUACUGGUAUCAGAUUCAACAAAUCAUCGAAGGCGACUCGCCCUUGCUCGCCACAGCCAAGAACUCGCCCGUUUGCUUGGCAGGCAUGACGGCAGCAAUGUUCUGCUUCUACUUCAUCACCAGACUGCAGUCCAGUCUGCUCAUGAUGCUGUCCAUGUGCGGAUUUCUGAGCGGCAACCUGCUCAUGGCACUCAAACCAGCUCAUCAAAUCUACUGGGCUCAAACCUUUGUGGCCACAUUGACGACACCGUGGGGCAUGGACAUCAGCUUCCCUUCUGCUACGUUGAUUCUGAGCAACGCAAUGCCCGUCGAGCAUCAAGGAAUGGCAGGCUCGCUGGUCGCCACCAUGGUCAAUUAUGGUAUCAGCAUCGGCUUGGGGAUAGCGGGCACCGUCGAAGUGCACACCAAUAGGGCAGGCACCGACACGCUAAGAGGUUUUCGCGGAGCCCUCUUCAGCGGUGUCGGGCUGGCGGGCUUCGCGCUGCUGACCAGCGUCGCAUUCUUCGUAUUCGAGAGCGCGCAGAGCCGUGGGAAGGGAUCCAUGCGAGCGGACGAGCACGAGCACGAGCCCAAGAGGAUGAUGGUAGAUGGACGCGACGAUGCCGCAAAUGGUGAAGCAGCGCCCGACGCAGAUGCUUCCCCCGCCAACCCUGUGAAGCCCCCACGUGAUACUUGA
This is a messenger RNA of Ceraceosorus guamensis, 1602 nucleotides long. RefSeq names its product MFS general substrate transporter. Gene Ontology annotation, biological process: transmembrane transport. The record is from RefSeq and is a predicted model, not a curated record. Lineage: Eukaryota; Fungi; Basidiomycota; Exobasidiomycetes; Ceraceosorales; Ceraceosoraceae. Gene Ontology annotation, cellular component: membrane. The transcript has 4 exons. The coding region runs from base 1 to 1602 and encodes 533 amino acids. Gene Ontology annotation, molecular function: transmembrane transporter activity.